Molecule: messenger RNA, 1408 nt
Organism: Spea bombifrons (plains spadefoot toad)
Lineage: Eukaryota; Metazoa; Chordata; Amphibia; Anura; Pelobatidae
Gene: RBM48
Product: RNA binding motif protein 48
Exons: 5
Coding region: 57-1334 (425 amino acids)
Cellular component (GO): nucleoplasm
Source: RefSeq, a predicted model, not a curated record
AACUGAUCGGCGUACGGUGAUGUAGGAGGUGACGGUCGGAUUUGCUUUGGAGGACCAUGGCGAGCACUUUCUCGGAGGUAGAGGUCCAAGAGCAUCAUAAGCAGCAGCGAGCGUGUGGCUCCCGACCUAAGUAUCGAGAUGGAAGAAGAGCCAGAGCCGUGAAAGUCUACACAAUCAACCUGGAGUCUCGCUAUCUGCUGGUGCAGGGGGUCCCAGCGAUCGGCGUAGCCAAGGAGCUCAUAGAACAGUUUGCCCUUUACGGUGCCGUCGAAGAAUACAAUGCCCUAGACGAAUACCCCGCUGAGCAGUUCACGGAGGUGUAUCUGAUUAAACUUCAGAGGUUACAGAGCGCGCGAGUUGCGAAACGGAAACUAGAUGAGCGGAACUUCUUCGGUGGGUUGCUCCAUGUGUGUUACGCCCCGGAGUUUGAAACUGUCCAGGAGACCAGAGAGAAACUUCAAGACAGGAGAAGAUUUGUGGCAAGAGCUACAUCUGACCGAGCUCGGCCUAUACCAGAGAAGAAACAAAGUGUCUCUCGGUGUGGUGGACCUCUUGGAUCUGCUGCACAAGUCACCGGCCCGGAUUCUCAUUUACAAGCCGCUUAUCCGAUGGUAUCCUGUGUUGGAGUUUCAUCCACUAGGGAGUCAGAUGUUUCUCACAGUUCAUUGUACGGCACCAAGGAUGGUCGCCUUCCACGAUUUAUGUCUAGAACUGCCCAACUACAGGAGAGACAGAUGAAAAGGGAACAUGGCAGUGCCCUUCCUACGCAUGGGUUCAUUCCUGAUAAACACGAUAUUGAAAUAGGACCAAAGCUUCCGCUCUUCAGAAAGGAUUCUCAUUUGCAAGCCGCAGACCCACAGACAUCCACUGGGGAUCCUGAUGUUUCUUGGAGUUCAUAUUCAGCGCAUGAGGACCUCACCAAAAUAGGAUCUGAAUCUAAUGUCCACCUUUUGCCUUCCAGCAGCCACAUGGAAGUUGGGUUGCAGAACUCUAAAACACAUGUUUUAUCACAAAACAGACAGACUCCCGCAGGUGGUAGUUUUCCAAGAUUUAUGCCUAGAACAACCCAACUGCAGGAGAGACACAGGAGAAGAGAAGUUGGCAAUGCCAUUCCUCUGUGUGGAUUAAUUCCCGAUGAACAGGAUAUUGUUAUUGGACCAAUGCUACCAGAAAUAAAACAACUAGAUAUGGACGAUCCUUCUCUCAAUGUGUCGGCAGAUUUCAUCAGGGAGAAACUAAAAAAGGUUUCUGAACCACCAAAAACAAAGAUUCCAGAGAGAGCCACGGAGGACACGGAAACUAUACCACCAAAGAAACAGAGACGGCGGAUUUAACUGGCACCAUUUAAUGUAUGUUGUGUGUAUUUACAAAAUGCAACAAGAAUACCAUGAAUACUGAGCAUUUUAAA